Molecule: messenger RNA, 1401 nt
Organism: Lactuca sativa (garden lettuce)
Lineage: Eukaryota; Viridiplantae; Streptophyta; Magnoliopsida; Asterales; Asteraceae
Source: RefSeq, a predicted model, not a curated record
UAGACUAUGGUAGACCCAGAUCAGCGUAGGGACCAAGUCAUUGACUUCUGGCUCUGGUAUAUAAACCCGAUAAUACGCAUCAGAUGAACACAAAUACUUCUAUCGAGAUCAGACAUCCUCCUCCACCCUCGCUGCCUGUAAGCACCAAAAAAACUUCAUCCCCUUCCUCUGCUGUCGAGUUUUGAGCUUCUUCCUGGUUUGAAUAUCUCCUUUACAGCUAGAAUACUAAUUCUAUUUCCUGAUCUAUCUUUGUAUUUAAUAUUUGUUGUAUAUAUGUCAAAUAUAACUAUGGAUCUGUAUUCAUUUAUUGCUUCUAACAUGAUUUUGUGUAACCAAAUAGAUAGUGCGCUCGAGAGCCAUCGACAAUGUAAAACUGUAUGUAUGCUUGAUCUUACCUUUAUACUAUAAGAUUGUCUAUAUAUUUAUACUGUUUUCUUUAGUGUUCUCAAGCCGGAUUUGGAUCCGAAUUCAUGAAUAGGUACUGUUAUCAGUAAUAUAUGUUUUUUUUAUGACGUUUCAUUUUUAUUUGAUGUAUCUGUUUUUUUUUAGUUAGCCAUAUAUAUUAUAUUAUCUGUUUAUCUAUUAUCUAUGUGUUUCUGUCCAAUCGAUUAUUAUUACUUGAUUUCUAGUUUCCCAGGGAUUAAUUGAUAAAAAGUUUAAUGGCCACCAAGGUAAGUCAAACUCAAACAUAAAAGGUCAUAUGUUUUCAUGAAUGUGUGUCAGUGUGUGUAUAGGUAGGUUUUGCAGGAAGCAGAAGCUGUUUUGUUUUCUUACACGACAAUAUGGCAUGUGUUUUGGUUUUAUUUUGGAUUUAUUCAGCAAUAUUAUUAUUAUAUAUACUCUUCAAAAUCAAAGAUGGCGACCUCAGCAACAACAAGUGAUGUUCAAGUCAUACCCUUUCAUAACUGUAAAGGAUGCAUAGACAAGAUGAAAAAGGCAUUCCGUAAACUUAAUGGUGUGGAGUUGAUAGAAAUGGACCCUGAGAUUGGGAUAUUUACAAUUUCAACCCUUGAGAAUCUUGAAGGAAUCAGGGCUGCACUUCAGAAGAAAUUCCGUAAGAAAUCUUUUAUUGUGUUGCCAGGGCCACUUCCACCGCUGCCACCACCAACUACAGAACCAUCGGCUCCACCCAUGCCAAUAACUCCCGAAGAAGAUUACUAUGUUAUUGGUUAUCCUAUUGACUCAACAACUACCGAAGAAGAUUACUAUGUUAUUGGGUAUCCUGUUGACCCUUAAUACUUCGGAGGAUGAUUAUCCAAUUGGUGUUGUAAUUUUUUUUUUUUUUUUUUAUGAUUGUUUAUUUUUUAUGUAUACUUGUGAUUUACAAUAUGUAGAGUGUGAUCCGUAGGGCUAUGGGGUUGUUCUUUUUUGUAUUUGAAUAAAUGAAAUAAGAUUAUGGAA